CAUCAGAUGACCUCAAGUUGUUUUUUGCUACAGUUAAAGAUGGAAACGUUAGAGCAUUAAAAGUUGGCAUUGAAAAUGAGCAGUUAGUUUUGCUUGACCAUAAAUCUGUAAAGGGAACAUGGGAUGAAGAUUAUGAUCGAUGUGUGCUGGAUAUGGUUGAACCAAAGCAGCCAUGUUACAUCUUUUAUCGUCUUGACUCAAUGAAUAACCAAGGAUAUGAAUGGCUAUUUAUUUCAUAUUCUCCUGAUGAUUCCCAUACUCGUCAGAAGAUGAUGUAUGCUGGGACUAGAACAACUAUUAAACUAGAGUUUGGAGGAGGUCACAUUUUAGAUGAAAUGUUUACUACUCUAAAGAGUGAGGUUUGUUUGGCUGGUUAUUGGAAACAUAAAGAAACACAACAUGCUAGUGCACCUCUUACUUUGGCUGAGACUGAGCUUAAAGAAGUAAAACAGCAACAUUUAGAUGCAGCUGUCAGCACAAAAGCGUCAACUUUACCAGGAAUUAGUUUUCCAAUUAGUGAGGCAGCUAUAGAAGAACUUGUUCGAAUUGCCAAAAAAGAAAUUUCUUACGUACAGCUGUCAAUUGAUGUCGAAAAUGAAAUCAUUAACCUUGAAAAAGCGUAUGAUAUAGAAACACGUGGAUUAGCAAGAGAAAUUCCAAAUGAUCAUCCAAGAUACCAUUUUUUUUUGUUCAAGCAUACACAUGAAGGAGAUUACUUAGAGACAAUAGUUUUCAUUUAUUCAAUGCCGGGUUACAGUUGCUCUGUAAAAGAAAGAAUGUUGUAUUCAUCAUGUAAAGCAACCCUCUUGUCUGGCUGUGAAGACAUAUUAAAAAUGGAAAUUGGGAAAAAACUUGAAAUCUCAGAAGGUUCAGAACUUACAGAAGAUUUUCUUCAAGAGGAACUGCAUCCGCAAAAAAAUGUGCAUAAGCAGAAAUUCGCAAAACCAAAACCACCAGCUGCAAAAGGCGGUAGAAGAAUAAAUAAUGCAAGCAAUCUGUCUGAUGAAUAGGCUAUAUACUAAUUGUUUUGGUAAUUUUAUAGAUUCAAUCUCUUCCAGUUAACAUGUUACCCAAAUCUAUUUAUAUAGUUUUUUACUGUUGUAACCAUAUUGUAUAAAACGGUACCCCGAGUUUUAGUAUAAAUACUGCUGCAUUAGAUUUAUAUAUAAUAUACUGUAACCAUAUUAUAUAAAAUAUAUUUAUGUAGUGAUUUAAUGUCGACAAUAAUAUUAUGGUACUAUUAAGUGGUUACGGGUUCGAUAAAAAAAUGUCUUCAUAGUAUUCAUUUUUUUUUUUUUUUUUUUUUUCGUGCUUCUACAUUAAAACUUUUCUUUUUUUAUUGCAUAAUAACUUUUUAAAAAUGUCAAUCAUUAUUCCUUCAUGUUUUUAAACACUUGUUAUAUUUUGUUGUUAUUGUUGUAUAUUUUCAUUUCAAUGUGACAGUUGUUGUAUAUUUUAACUUGUAUAAUAAAACAAUUUUUUGAUUAAAUAAUAUUAGCUUUCUAAAUUGUGUGAAUUUGUUUAAUAUAUUUUAUAUAUUUUUCUAUCACAAAUAGUCUUGUCUUUUUUCUUUUUUUGUGAAUUAGGUUACAUUAAAAUAGUGUUAAAAAGGCUACUUGUUGCUAUGACUUUAAUUUCAUAUAUUUUAUUUAAAAUAUGAUGGUGGUUUAAAUUUUUUUAAAUAUAAUACACAUAAAUUGUGCAGCAAUAAACCUAUUAUAUAGCGGAGAUAAUAUGUGGAAA
Messenger RNA from Hydra vulgaris (swiftwater hydra), 1743 nucleotides. The record is from RefSeq and is a predicted model, not a curated record. NCBI's taxonomy places the organism in Eukaryota, Metazoa, Cnidaria, Hydrozoa, Anthoathecata, Hydridae.